Molecule: messenger RNA, 987 nt
Organism: Cryptotermes secundus
Lineage: Eukaryota; Metazoa; Arthropoda; Insecta; Blattodea; Kalotermitidae
Exons: 9
Coding region: 27-779 (250 amino acids)
Molecular function (GO): odorant binding
Source: RefSeq, a predicted model, not a curated record
CACACACGCAAACACAGUUGGUCACAAUGGUGUCGCCCUGUAUGUUAACGCUUUUGGCUGCGGCUUGCAGCGUGUCUGCGUGGGGCGAAGAGAUGUAUCUUCCACCACAAGCACGUCAUCUGAAUACAGUAUUGCAGAACGUCAUCACAGGAUCCGAAGGCGACGACACGAUCAUUGUCACGGGCAACGUGGAGUUCAAGGAGACGAUAAAGGUCACCAAGAAGAAAGUAAAUGAGACAGAUCACGAGAAAAUGGAAAACUACUUUUUUGAGAGAUGCUGUGAUGUGCCUUCAAACCUGACAUACUCAGUCAAUGAGACUGUCAGAGAAUGUAUUGACGUUGUACAGGAAGGUAUUUCAGAAAAAGGCGAUUACAAAGAAGAAGCAACAAGACAGUUGACUACUCUUAAUUGUAUCCUUCAGUGCGUGGGCUACAAACUUGGAUUGAGCGAGAGAAAUGGGAACAUUCUUCCUGAAGAAAUGAUCAGUUUCUUCUCAAGCGACAGCAGGGCCGUGGUUUUGGGUAUAACGGAGAACAUGAUAAACAGGUGUAUCAGAGAUGCUAAGUACAGCACGUCAGAAAUGAACAACCUAAAUGAGGGGGGCAAAAUAUGCGACACGUCGAAUACUGAACUCUUCAAAUUUGUAAAAUGCAUCACAGAACUUGAAAACCUUCACUGCCCUUCUAAGUACCUGAUACAAAGUAAAUCCUGUCACAGAAGGAGAGAGACGAUGAAGAAGAAACGUCGCCACGAAGCUGAACAGGAGAUUCAUAAUUAAUAAAGUUCCACACAGUUUUAUAAAGUUUAAAUUUUCGAAUUCAGAUUACUUCAAAACUGUAAAUGAAAAAGUCGGCGAGAUAUAAAUACAUUAAGAUUCUUGUUGUGAAGAAAGCGCUCCUUUUUUUCUUUUGCGUUUUAUGAUUCAAAUGUACCAUGAAUUUGUAGACUGGCAACGCUCAGUAUUCGAGUGAAGGUGUACUUACUUA